CGCUGGCAUUUGGCGAGCGGGGCCGGGCUGGCCGUGCCGGAGCCGGACCACGGCUACCACAGCCUGGAGGAGGAGCAGCAGCACCACAAGGGCCGCCCUGCGAUGCCGGCGAGCUGAAGCGGCCCCAGGAGCCGAGCGAUGAGGAGAGACAAGGUGGAGGUGUUCCCUUGGAGCAGGAGGGGAUCAGGGGUUCAGCUGAAGAGGAGGAAGCUCUGACUGAAGAGGAGGAGGACGAGGAGGAGGACUCCGAAAUAGAGCAAAACCUUCCAGUUUCAGCCAGACCUGUCUGUGCUAAUAAAUUGAUAGACUAUAUCAUAGGGGGAGUUUCCAGUGGGGAGGAGAGUGGGGAUGAUGAGGAGGACUGGGAUGAUGAUGAUGAUGACGACGACGGGUUUGAUAGCGAGGGGCUCCCCUCUGAUUCAGACGCCGGUAGCCAGGACGGGGAGAGGCUUCACCUCUGGAAUUCCUUCUAUAGUUUGGAUCCGUACAACCCUCAGAACUUCACAGCCACCAUUCAGACAUCGUCAAGCGGUCCGGGAAAGGACAUGUCGGAUGUGGAAGAGGAGGAGGAGGAAGAGGAGGAUUCCUCGUGGGCAGAGGAGUCCUCAGACUCUCCGCACCCCAGUUCUGAAGAGGAGGAGGAGGAGUGGGACUGUAGCAGUGUGGAUGAGGCAGAGAACUUGAAACUUUGGAACUCGUUCUGUACCUCAGAUGAUCCGUAUAAUCCUCUAAAUUUCAAGGCAGCCUUUCAAACGGCGGAGAAGAAAGGGCCGUCUGGUUUAAAAGGAGCAGAGAGGCCGAGUUUGGCGACUGCCGAGUGCAGUCACUUGACUGUCUGUCGGGUGCAGCUGGACAAACACAACUGUGGGCUCCCUGAUGUGCAGCCCGGCAUUCUGUCUGAUGAGAAAUGUAGGAGUACCAAGCGGAAAAAGGUAACCUUCCUUGAAAAAGUCACUGAGUAUUACAUAAGCAGCGAGGAGGAUCGUAAAGGACCCUGGGAAGAGCUCGCGCGGGAUGGGUGCAGGUUCCAGAAACGGAUCCAGGAAACAGAAGAAGCCAUAGGGUACUGCUUCUCAACCGAGCACAGACAAAGAGUGUUUAACAGACUCCAAGAAACCUGCUACGAGAGGGUUGAUCUCUUCUAG
This is a messenger RNA of Apaloderma vittatum (bar-tailed trogon), 1145 nucleotides long. Its product is annotated as protein phosphatase 1 regulatory subunit 15B-like. Gene Ontology annotation, biological process: response to endoplasmic reticulum stress. NCBI's taxonomy places the organism in Eukaryota, Metazoa, Chordata, Aves, Trogoniformes, Trogonidae. Gene Ontology annotation, molecular function: protein phosphatase regulator activity. The transcript is spliced from 2 exons. The annotation marks the transcript as partial. Gene Ontology annotation, cellular component: protein phosphatase type 1 complex; endoplasmic reticulum. The record is from RefSeq and is a predicted model, not a curated record.